This is a messenger RNA of Staurois parvus, 340 nucleotides long. NCBI's taxonomy places the organism in Eukaryota, Metazoa, Chordata, Amphibia, Anura, Ranidae. The record is from the annotation of a GenBank genome assembly.
CACCAGGUCCCAACCGGCGAUUCUCAGCCGGGACUCAGUGAUUAUUGGCUGACAGGGGAGAGACCAGUAUACAUGCUGCUUUGUAUUUCUCUGCACAGCAGAGAAAUACAAAGCAACAUGUCCCAUAGUAAAACACUACACAGCACAUAAUUUUAAAAACACACACAGCACACAGUUAACGCUUUGAUCACCCCAGAUGUUAACCCCUUCCUGCCUAGUGUCAUUAGUACAGUGUCAGUGCUUUUUAUUAGCACUGAUCAUUGUAUUAGUGUUAUUGAGAUGUCAGUGGCAGUUAAUCAGUUCCCACCCAGUGUCAGAAUGCCCACCGCAGUCCCACUAU